Messenger RNA from Pundamilia nyererei, 2756 nucleotides. The record is from RefSeq and is a predicted model, not a curated record. NCBI's taxonomy places the organism in Eukaryota, Metazoa, Chordata, Actinopteri, Cichliformes, Cichlidae.
AUGAACCUCAUCCAUAUCUUCCUGCUGCUGGGUAUGGCUGCAUUUGUUCUCCAAGCUGAUUCGCUGCAAGGGUCAAAAGUCUACCUCGGAGAAUCUGUGCUGCUGAAGUGCACAGUUGAGUCAAACUCCACUGCUCAGUGGGGCUUUGAGUGGGACAAACCAAAAACUGUUCUGACCCUGAACCCCAGGCAUGUGGUCUCAAAUGACAGCUACUUCAUCACCGCUGUAACAAGGGAGGACGCGGGCAGCUACAGGUGCAAAGCAGGACAAACAUCCAGCCAGCCGGUGGAGCUCAUCGUGUCAGAGCUGACCCCUCCCUCGCUGAUUCUGGCUCCCAGCACGAGAUACAUCUUUAGUGGGGAGAGAUUCAGUAUGCGCUGCCCCUCAUCUCAGACGAACGCCAAAGGCUGGAAGCUUAGGACUGAUGCGUGUGUCUUCAAUGCUACCAUUGGGAACAGUGGGCUGUACUGGUGUGAGGGACCUGAGGGUCGCAGCAACUCAGUCAGGAUCUCAGCAAGCUAUGACAAUAUCAUCAUGAAGACUCCAGCCUUCCCUGUAUUUGAGGGGGAUAAAGUAAUUUUGUACUGUCAGUACAAAACAACAAACUACAACGACACAACCUUCUUCAAAAACGGAGCAGUCGUCUCUGUGAUGCCUUCGAGUCCAAACAAUGAGAUAAACAUGACUAUUGAGAACGUAACAAAGAAAGACGAAGGUUCCUACAAGUGUGCAUCCCCGGCCCUAAAGAUGGAGAGUACAGAGAGCUGGUUAUCUGUGAGACCCAAGAGCGACACCCCAGAGGAGACUGAGAUCAGGGUCAUACUCAUAGGGAGUAGAUGGGCUGGCAAGAGUUCAUCUGGUAACACCAUUCUGAGAAAGGAGGGAUUUGAGUGUGGCCGAACAAGAACAGCUCAGUCUGAAGUGAGACAUGGAUUGGUGGACGGCAGGAAGCUCACUGUGAUUGAUGCUCCCGGUUGGAGCGGCUCCCUCUCCCUUGCUGAGAUCCCAGAGGGGGACAAGCAAAGGUUUAAGCUCAAUGCAUCCAAGUGUCCGCCUGGACCAAAUGCUUUUCUCCUCGUUAUUCCAAUAGACUCGGCUUUCUCUGUGGAGCAGAAGACGAGUGUGGAGGAACACAUGAAGCUCUUAGGUGAACGGGUUUGGCGAUACACGAUGGUGCUGUUCACCUGCGGGGAUUACCUCGGGGAAAAGACAAUUGAAGAACACAUUGAAAGUGAAGGACAGGCACUCAAGUGGUUAAUAGAAAAGUGUUUGAAUAGGUACCAUGUAUUUAACAACAAGGACAAGAGUGACUUAUCUCAGGUCACAAAGUUGCUGCAGAAGAUCGAAGAGAUGGUGUGGUACAAUGGUGGCAGUUACUACAAGGUAGAAGAGCACAUUUUCCAAGUCAUCAAAGAGAAGCAAAAGGAGGUAGCUGAGAGAGCAGAAGAGAGAAGGAAGAAGGCUGAGGACCAAAGACAACACAUGAAAACACUCAUUCCAGUUUCCAGUAUUAAGCUGCAGGAACUGAGAAUAAUACUACUCGGUCAGAAGACUGUUGGAAAGAGUGCAACAGGAAAUACUCUCCUGCAUAAAGAAGUCUUUGCAUCUAGUCAGAAUGAACAAUGUCAAAUGCAAGAUGGGGAGGUUUCGGGCCGACGAGUCACAGUGAUUGACACCCCGGGCUGGUGGCAGAACUCCUCAUGCUGCACAGAUGAGACAGACAAAGAAAUUGCCCGAGGUUUUUCACUGAGCCCAGCAGGAGUUCAUGUUAUUCUGCUGGUCAUUCCUUUGGACCUGACAUUCAGAGAUUCUCAACGAGUCACUCUGGAGGAUCACAUGAACCUUUUUCAUGCCACUGUAUGGAAACACGCAAUGGUUCUGUUCACAUAUGGAGACAAACUAGCAGAUAAAUCUUUGGAGGAGCACAUUGAAAGGGAGCAUAGUGCCCUGCGCUGGGUGAUUGAGAAGUGUGAGAACAGGUACCAUGCCAUUAACAAUCUGAAAAAAAUGGAUAUGAAUCAGGUGACAGAGCUGUUUGAGAAGAUAGAGGAAAUAGUAGCAGGAAACAGUGGCAAGCUCUUUUGUCCAAACAUGAAUGAAAUGCACCUGAGAAUCGAAGAGACGUUCAAGCAGAAGCAACUGAAACAUGUGCUGAAGCAAAGACUAGUGCGGGAGUACGGGAGGAGAGAGCUGGAGCUAAUGAAAGAGUUCAAGGAAACACUCGUUGAGCUGCAAAAUGACAUUAGGGGAGGUGCUAUGGGCACAAAAUCCAAGUCCCUGGUUGGUGACAGGGUGAAACUCACAACCAGGUCUACUGGUCAGGGGAAGAGAGAUGGCAAGGAGGAAAAACUAGAUACAAAAAUCAGCCAAAAAAUUAAAAAGCUGGAUGAAGAUAUAGAGAAAUUAUCACAUUUUCUUGGAAACAGCAAGGAAUUUUUGAUCCCUGAUUUUAAAGGACGCAGUCCAGCACCUUCUAUUCCUGAGUCUUUCUUAGAGCGCAAACAAUCAACCGGCAACUUUGAGAAAGUUCUGAGUUGGUUAUCGAAUCUUCAUAUCGGCACAAAUGUGGAGAACCAGCUGACUCUCAACUUCUCUCAAACAUCAGGCUACAGAUCUAUGGUGCCAUCCGACACCUUUGACUUUGACGGAGAAGUUGAAGUUCCCGAGUGAACAAAUUAAAAGAUUACUGCAUUCUGUAGUGAAUUUAAAAAUGUCGAGCAAAAGAGUCCAACAAUACUGUGAAUUUAUGGGGUAGC